Lasiodiplodia theobromae is the source of this 1266-nucleotide messenger RNA. Its product is annotated as GPI mannosyltransferase 1. Gene Ontology annotation, cellular component: membrane; glycosylphosphatidylinositol-mannosyltransferase I complex. NCBI's taxonomy places the organism in Eukaryota, Fungi, Ascomycota, Dothideomycetes, Botryosphaeriales, Botryosphaeriaceae. The transcript has 4 exons. The coding region runs from base 1 to 1266 and encodes 421 amino acids. Gene Ontology annotation, biological process: GPI anchor biosynthetic process. Gene Ontology annotation, molecular function: alpha-1,4-mannosyltransferase activity; GPI mannosyltransferase activity. The record is from RefSeq and is a predicted model, not a curated record.
AUGGCUCAAUUGUUCGCCAAGCCACAAUAUGUCUUCUCGGCUGCAUUCGCUCUUCGCGCUGCCCUCCUUAUCUACGGCCUCUUCCAGGAUGCCUAUUCACCAAUGAAAUAUACCGACAUCGACUACUUUGUCUUCACUGAUGCUGCCCGAUUCGUCUCACAAGGCGCUUCUCCUUACAAGCGUGAUACCUACCGCUACACGCCGUUACUUGCCUGGCUUAUUUAUCCUACCACGUGGUCCCGCUUGUGGUUUCACUCUGGCAAGCUUCUCUUCGCGCUCGGCGACAUGUUUGCCGGCUGGUUUAUAUACCAAAUCCUCCGACAGACUGCCAAGAUGCCUGCUGAAAGAGCCAUCAAAUUUGCGAGUAUCUGGCUCUUGAACCCCAUGGUUGCCCAGAUAAGCACCAGGGGAAGCUCGGAAGGCCUGGUACUAGCAGUCGUCGUCGCUAUGCUCUGGGCAGUUGUCCAGAGGCGCAUCGUGCUCGCCGGAAUCUUACUAGGACUUGCGGUACAUCUCAAGAUUUAUCCGUUCAUUUAUGCCGCCUCUAUCGUUUGGUGGCUUGACGAAGAAAAUCUUGGUAAACCGAAAUCGUCCUCACAGUCUGGGCUUUUCGCAUUCUUCAACCGAGCUCGUAUCACAUUGGCCAUCGUCAGCUUCCUAGCUUUCAUGGCACUGAAUGCUGUUAUGUUUUUCAUCUAUGGAGAGCCUUUCCUCGAGCAUACCUUUUUCUACCACCUCAUCCGACUCGACCACCGCCACAACUUCUCUCCUUACAACACCAUGCUCUACUUAAACUCUUCCCCGAUGGCUGAGCCGACUGUGAAGCUUGAGUCUUUAGCAUUCUUUCCUCAGCUGUUCUUCAGCGCCGUCGCAAUCCCGCUGGUGCUUAGUAAGAAAGAUUUGCCUUCGACGAUGCUUGCCCAAACAUUUGCUUUUGUCACUUUCAACAAAGUCUGCACAAGCCAGUAUUUCUUGUGGUAUCUCAUCUUCUUGCCCUUCUACCUUCCCACGUCCUCUCUUCUCCAGUCCACUUCAAAAGGAGUUACAGCCCUCGUCUUAUGGAUCAUUGGACAGGCACUCUGGCUACAGCAAGGAUACCAGCUGGAGUUCUUGGGCAAUUCUAGUUUCGUUCCUGGCCUUUGGUCCGCCAGCGUCAUUUUCUUCUUGAUCAAUACGUGGAUCCUCGGCGUUGUGAUCGCAGAUAUCGGUAACACGGGAACCACAGUUGCUGUGUCUGUUUCUGGGAUUAGCAAGAAGACUUCCUGA